Messenger RNA from Mercurialis annua (annual mercury), 1099 nucleotides. RefSeq names its product bidirectional sugar transporter SWEET9-like. The record is from RefSeq and is a predicted model, not a curated record. The transcript has 6 exons. Gene Ontology annotation, cellular component: membrane. Gene Ontology annotation, biological process: carbohydrate transport. Bases 65 to 880 code for a protein of 271 amino acids. NCBI's taxonomy places the organism in Eukaryota, Viridiplantae, Streptophyta, Magnoliopsida, Malpighiales, Euphorbiaceae. Gene Ontology annotation, molecular function: sugar transmembrane transporter activity.
UAGCUGGUCCCUUUGUGAAGAGUUCAGAUUAGCUUCUUGUGAAGUCCUCACUAAUUAAAAUUAGAUGGGUCUCUUGACACAUAAUCAGCUUGCAUUCAUUUUUGGUCUCUUAGGCAACAUUAUAUCGUUUAUGGUAUUUUUGGCGCCGGUGCCAACAUUUUAUACAAUUUACAAGAAGAAAACAUCAGAGGGUUUCCAUUCAAUACCAUACAUAGUUGCACUAAUGAGUGCAAUGUUGCUUUUAUAUUAUGGUCUUCUCAAGCCAAAUGGAAUCUUGAUUGUUAGCAUCAACGCCAUUGGAUGUUUCAUUGAACUUUCUUACAUUUUCUUCUACCUAUUUUAUGCACCUCACAAAGAGAAGAUACUCACGAUCAAGAUACUUGUGUUGAACAUUGCAAUCUACGGGUUGAUGAUGUUAAUCACAAUGUUUGUAGUAAAGGGUGACAGUCGAAUCACUACCGUUGGAUGGAUAUGUGCUGCUUUCAGUGUUGCUGUAUUCGCUGCACCAUUAAGCAUUAUGAGAAGGGUGAUAAAGACUAGAAGUGUAGAAUAUAUGCCAUUCACAUUAUCAUUUUUCCUCACACUAUGUGCUACCAUGUGGUUCUUUUAUGGACUCCUAGUAGAAGAUAUGUUCAUCGCACUACCAAAUGUAUUGGGAUUUCUAUUUGGAAUUGUUCAAAUGGUGCUAUAUAAUCUAUACAAGAAUGCAAAGAAAGAUAAUGGUAAUGAAUUUAAGCCACAGAAAGAUGAAGGAACUAUAGAAGUGAAACUCAUAAAGAUGGGUACUGAUCAUGAAAAUGAUAAGUAUAAUAAAGAGAUAAAGAAGGCUGCUGUAUAUGAUAUUAAGCCUUCCGAUCAUUCAAAUGAAAAAAAUGUUUGAGAUGUCAAGAUUUUCUACAUGAAGAAGAUGAAGGAUAUAAUGCUUUCUAUUGAAGAUCAAGAAAUCAAAAGUGGUUCAAGUAUAUUGAUUAUGUUUAGUUGCUUUUUUUUAUCUAUUUUCUAUUUGAGUUUGGGAACAACUUAUUACUUACUUAUGCAAUGGAAUGGAAUAAAUAACUAAAUUAAAGCCAAUAUAUGAAAAACUUUAGUACUUGUGUUA